This is a messenger RNA of Aspergillus aculeatinus CBS 121060, 2781 nucleotides long. Its product is annotated as ubiquitin ligase complex subunit HRD3. Bases 106 to 2715 code for a protein of 869 amino acids. Gene Ontology annotation, biological process: ERAD pathway. Lineage: Eukaryota; Fungi; Ascomycota; Eurotiomycetes; Eurotiales; Aspergillaceae. The record is from RefSeq and is a predicted model, not a curated record. Gene Ontology annotation, molecular function: protein binding. The transcript has 4 exons. Gene Ontology annotation, cellular component: endoplasmic reticulum membrane.
ACCAUCAUCAUCAUCAUCACUGGUUGCCGAUUAUCCACCAGGAAGUGAGCUCAGAGUCGCCAUGCGCCUCUCAUUGCUCACCUCUACUAGAAUCUCCCUGACAACAUGAAAAACCGCUGGUUGUGGCACAUCCUGCCACUGGCGCUACUGCUGCUGCUGCAAGCCUUCCUAGUUGACUGUUAUGAUCAAACCGAUGAUUUAUCCUCCACGAUAGAUGCUGUACAUGAAUCCCAGACGCCAUUCGUCCAGUCCUCAAGCCGGUCUGAGGACGCUCAACUCCCACUGGGCCAAGAACGCGUCGAACAUGCCCUUCGAAUCCUCCGAGACUCCAAACUCUCCGUCGUCGCCCCGGACACGAAACCCUCCGGCCUGGUGGGGUACGCCUGGUACUAUGCCCAGGAAGCUUUCCGGAUCCUCUUCAUGAACGCACCGAGCUCAUCGUCGGACGGUUACCACGCUCCCAAGCAAAAGAUUCACCCGGAUGUCGCUAAAGCCGUGCACGAGCUCACGAUCGCCGCGGAGGAGGCGCACAAUCCGGACGCGAUGUUCCUGCUCGCGGAGAUGAACUUCUACGGCAACUUCACGCACUCGCGCGAUUUCCAACGGGCCUUCCACUGGUACCAGGCACUGGCGUCUGCCACGGGCAACAGCACCGCCCAGUAUAUGCUGGGGUUCAUGUACGGCACGGGCGUGGGCGGCUCCGUCCAGCGCGACCAGGCCAAGUCGCUCCUGUACCAUACCUUUGCGGCGGAGGCCGGCAACACCCGGUCGGAGAUGACGCUGGCGUAUCGCCACCAUCAGGGCGUCGGGGCCCCGCGCGACUGCGACCAGGCGACCUAUUACUACAAACAGGUGGCCGACAAGGCGAUCGCGUAUCUCCGGUCCGGCCCGCCGGGCGGCCAGAGUAUGAUCCGUGAGUCGUACCGGUGGGCGGACGAGGAAGGUGGCGUCUACGGAGAGGGCGCCAGUGUGUCGACGGCGGGGUUGCGAGAUUCGGCGCACUCGGGAGCCGACGCGAAUUUGGAGGAUGUCCUUGAGUAUCUGGAUCUGAUGUCGCGCAAGGGCGAGCUGAAGGCCACGUUCAGUCUGGGCAAGAUGUACUACGAGGGCGGGCGGGGCUUGCCGCGCAAUUUCCGACGGGCGAUGCGGUAUUUCAAGCAGGUCACUCGGCGGUAUUGGAAUCAAGAUGGCUCCGUGAACCCAAACCACCCCCAGGGAAUCGAGAAGUUGGCGGCGAAGGCGGCGGGUCAUGUCGGACUGAUGUAUCUGCGCGGGGAAGGCGUGGAGCAGAAUUUCGCGACGGCGUCCAGCUGGUUCCGGCGGGGACUGGCCAACGGCGACGCGCUAUGCCAGCAUGAACUUGGCUUGAUAUACCUGCAUGGGUAUGGCGUGACGCCGGACGCUUUCCGGGCGGCCUCGUACUUCCGGUCGGCGGCGGACCAGGACUUUCCGGCGGCCGAGACGAGACUGGGCGCCCUUUUCUUGGACCAAGGGGACGUCCCGACCGCCACUAAGUACUUUGAAUUGGCGGCCCGAUGGGGUUCGAUGGAGGCGUUCUAUUAUCUCGCCGAACUGUCCAACAACGGGGUCGGCCGCAAGCGGCACUGCGCGAUGGCGGCCUCGUAUUACAAGAUGGUGGCGGAGCGAGCGGAGGCCAUCCAUUCUUCGUUCGAGGAGGCCAACACGGCGUAUGAGAACGGGGACAAGGAGCGGGCGCUCAUCCCCGCGAUGAUGGCGGCGGAACAGGGCUACGAGCACGCGCAGUCGAAUGUGGCGUUCCUCCUGGAUGAGCAGCGCUCGCUGGUCUCGCUGGAUUCGAUCCUCCCGGGAGCAGCCAAGAAGAGUCGACCGGCCCUACUCCGCAACGCCGCGCUGGCUCUAAUCUACUGGACGCGGUCGGCCAAGCAAGCGAACAUUGACUCCCUGAUCAAGAUGGGCGACUACUAUCUUAGUGGUACGGGCAUCGCGGCGGACGCCGAGAAGGCCUCGACCUGCUACCACACCGCCGCGGAAGCACACUACAGCGCUCAAGCGUACUGGAAUUUGGGGUGGAUGCACGAGAACGGUGUGGCGGUCGACCAGGACUUCCACAUGGCGAAGCGGUACUACGAUCUGGCGUUGGAGACCAGCCCGGAGGCUUAUUUGCCGGUGAAGCUGAGUUUGUUGAAGUUGCGGAUGCGGGGGUAUUGGAAUUGGCUUACGAAUGGGGAUAUCAAUCCCAUCCAAGAAGAAGAGGCCAAGCCCCACCGCACCUUCAAGGAGUGGAUCGCCGCGUUCAUUGAAAAUGACGAAGAAGAGGAAGCCAAUUACCGUGCUCAGCUGUACAAACGGGGUGAGGACGAGGAGGAAGAUCUGAUGUCGGCGGGGCGCGGGUUGGAUGAGCGCCAUAACCACGAGGACGGCUACUAUGAUGAUCUGGACUUGGAUAUCGAUGAGAGCGUGCUGGAGGGGCUGAUCAUUGUUGGGCUGGCGGCGACCUUGUUGAUACUGGUGUAUAUGCGACAGCAGCGGAAUCGCCAGAGACAAGAUGGUGGGAAUCUGGCUGUGGCUGGUGGCGGCAAUGGCGAUGGCAAUGGCAAUGGCAAUGGCAAUGGGAUUGGAAAUGGCAACGGGGUUGGCAAUGGCAAUGGCAAUGGCUUUGGGGAUCGGGGGUUCUUCCCUCGACCUGGCGAUCCAGAGUUCGCGCAAUGGGCGGCGGGGGGAGUAGGACAUUAGAAUAGUUGAUUGGUGAUGAAGAAAUUGUAGUUGUGUUGUUGUGAGUUUGUCUUCUAGAUCUUCGAC